AUGGCUCCCGAGGUGCCGCCGCCGCCGGGAAAGAUCUACAAGCGGCCGACGCACGGACGGCCGACAAGGUACCUCUUUGUGGGCAACUGCGGAUACGGCGUCGGGAUGAACGAGGAGGAGUGCCGCGACCUCGUCGCUCCAUGGAACGGAUCUGUACGAUACGUUCCCGGCAAGGCCUUCAUCCUGGCGGCGUUCCCGGACGCCGACGCGGCCGCGGCGGCGCGCGCCGCGCUCAGCGUGCGCCACCCCGCGUGCUCCCCGCAGCGCCCCAUGCUCCCGUCGUACACCGACUGCAAAGAGCCCGCAGUCGUGCCCGUCACCUACCAGGAGGCGCAGCCGGGCGCGAACGCCGCGCGCCUGGGCGUCCCGGGCCUGGCGCUCGUGGAGGACUUUGUCAGCGCGGAGGAGGAGGAGCAGCUGCUGCGCGAGGCGGACGCCGCGCCCUGGGACAACCUGAAGAAGCGGCGCGUGCAGCACCACGGUUACCGCUUCAACUACGAGACGCGCGUGAUCGACGUGGACGUGGGGCCCUCGGGCCCGCUCCCGCCCCUCGCGGGCGCCCUCGCCCGCCGCAUCGAGGCCUCCGCGCGCGAGCACGACGCGAUCCGCGCCGUCGUGAACGCCACGGACACCUCCGCGCCGGAGCCGGCGUUCCCGCGCGCCAUCGACCAGCUGACGCUGAAUGAAUACACCCCCGGGGUGGGUCUGUCGCCGCACGUGGACUCGCACUCGUGCUUCGAGGGCGCCGUGGCGAUCGUGUCGCUCGCGAGCGACACCGUGAUGUCGUUCCGGCGCGCCCCCACCGCGCCCGGGGACGGCGACGGCGGCAGCGAGGGCGCGCGGGCCAAGGCGGACACGAAAGCGCUGCUGCUGCCGCGGCGGUCGCUGCUCGUGAUGCACGGCGAGGCGCGGUACGCGUGGGAGCACUACAUUCCGCACCGGAAGGAGGACCGCGUGGUCGGGCGGCCUGACGCCAUCCCGCGGGGGAGUCGAAGGGUCAGUCUGACGUACCGCUGCGCACGGAAGACGCCGUGCCGCUGCCGAUACCCCUGGGCCUGCGACAGCCAGGGCAACUACUCGCCCACGCGCCUCAUGAUGCGCAAGCUCCAGGCAGCGGGCAACACACCCUCCACCACCAGCGAACCGGCUGCCGCGCCGGCCGGCCCGGACAGCGCAGCCAGCACGGGCGCCGACGACCGCGCUCUCAUCGCGUCCCCCGAGGCGCUCGAGACGGCGCACGUCCACGAAGUAUACGACGCGAUCGCCGCGCACUUCAGCGCUACGCGAUUCUCCGUCUGGCCGCGCGUGCGCGAGUUCCUCGAGUCCCCCGACCUGCCCGCGAACGCCCUGAUCGCUGACGUUGGCUGCGGGAACGGCAAGUACUUCGGCGUGCGGCGCGACGCGUUCGUUGUCGGCACGGACGUUUCGCGCGGGCUGGCGGUGCAGGCGGCUGCGCGGCUGCGCGGCGGGCGCGCUGCGAGCUGGGCCGCGGGGGAGACGGUGACGCUCGCGGACGUCGCGGUCGCGGACGGCCUGCGCGGGCCGCUGCGCUCCGGCGCGUUCGACGCCGUGGUGAGUGUGGCGGUGAUCCAUCACAUCAGCACCGAGGAGCGCCGGGUGGCGUUCGUGCGCGAGGCGGUGCGGCUGCUGCGGCCUGGCGGCCGCGGGCUUCUGACGGCGUGGGCCACGGAGCAGGGGGACCCGCGGAAGCUGCAGAAGUGGCGCCGGUUGGAGCGGGCGGCGGCGGCGGGGGGGUUGGGGGCGGAUUACUUCGUGCCGUGGCACGUGCCGUUCCACCGAGUGCCGGCGGUGGGUGUGGGUGGGGAGGGCGCGGGUGGGGGCGCGGCGGCGGAGGCGGCGAGGAGUGCGGCGCGAGGGGGCAGCAGGGAGGGUGCGGGGGGUGUGGGGACGCCGGGGGUGGAUGCGGAGAAGCGCGCGGUGGUGUACAAUCGGUUCUACCACCUGUUCGAGCGCGGGGAGCUGACGGCGCUGGUCGAGCGCGCGGGGGGCGCCGUGCCGCUGUCGGAGGUGUACGACAGGGACAAUUGGGUUGUGGUCUUUCAACGAUCAUGA
Pedinophyceae sp. YPF-701 is the source of this 2073-nucleotide messenger RNA. The record is from the annotation of a GenBank genome assembly. Lineage: Eukaryota; Viridiplantae; Chlorophyta; Pedinophyceae.